Messenger RNA from Manduca sexta (tobacco hornworm), 7099 nucleotides. RefSeq names its product KAT8 regulatory NSL complex subunit 1 (gene nsl1). The record is from RefSeq and is a predicted model, not a curated record. Gene Ontology annotation, molecular function: histone acetyltransferase binding. The transcript has 12 exons. The coding region runs from base 1792 to 4056 and encodes 754 amino acids. Gene Ontology annotation, cellular component: NSL complex. NCBI's taxonomy places the organism in Eukaryota, Metazoa, Arthropoda, Insecta, Lepidoptera, Sphingidae.
CUUCUUCUACAUUGCGUGUUUUACGGAAGUUGCGGAUUUAUGUAAAAUACUUUAUUUACUAUAGAAUUACAUAUGUACAGGUGUAUUGUUAUGUACAACUUAAUAAUUAGCCAUAUUUAAUAUAAUAUUUAUCAAAUUAACAACUUUAAAAAUGUUUACAUCUACAUCCCCAUUGACACAGAACGACCGUCCGUACUUUUUGUCUUUCCCUCUCUAGACGUCGUUGAGCGCAAAGAAAACAAGUGUUAUAUAUGAAGUACCUAGAAAGUAUAAUGUUGAAUUGAAAAAGAAUAAGAAUCUCAAAAUAAAAAUACCUAAACACAAUCCUGUUAUUGUUUUGCACACUUAAAUUGUAUUGAAGAGCAAUGCAAGAUAGUUGGAAUUAAACAAAUAAAUACAGUAAAAAAAUUAGAAUGGAAUGAAAAUCUACAUUCAAUUACAAAUGUUAAAUAAUCCAGUAAAUUGUUUCAAAUAAUAAGUUAACAUUAACUCUACAAUAUAAAUUUGAAUGUUAUUUAUAAAAUCAAGGAGAGGUAUGGCAAAAAAAUAUUUAUUUAUAAAACCGAGAAACAUAGUGACUAAAAUCGUGUAAUUUGUACCAAUACACAAGGAUAGCUUUCCCCAAUGAGCGUAUUGAUUAUAAAAUAAAUUUAUUUAAUUCCCACAUCCAGUAAUAAAUAAAUUCCAUAAUGAUUAAUAUAUCUUCAGAAUAAAGAAUUAUGUUACGUCAACAUGCAUAUUGUAUUGAAACCUCAGUAAUAAGGUUUUCUCAAACUAAUAAUAAUCAACUAUAUAUAAUAGACAAUUAUAGUGCUACAUACAAAACAAUGGGAUGAAAUUCAUAGUUGAAUACAUUUUUUAAUAAAACUUCUUAGAUGAAUUGAAACAUGCGGAUUUUAUUUGUAAAUUGUAACAAUAAUAAAAAUGGAGUAAUGGUUAAAUGAGAAGCUUAAGUAUAUAUAAAUUAAUGUUCAAUGUGUAUUAUAGUAAUGCACUAAAUUUUGAUUUAAGGUGUGAUAUUUAUUUAUUUUAGAAGGAAUUUAAGGUAAUCCUACACAAAGUUGACAUGGUAGACCAUAUACCAAUUUGGGACAAUAAAAGAGUAGCAAUCAAAAUUUACUUAAUUGUUUUUUAAUGAACAGGCUUAUCAACUUUGUCAUAUUGUUGCAGAAAGUAUACCCUGACUAAAGUUCAUGUGAACUCUUCAUUAAGUAACAACUUAGUAAUUAAGUAACUCUUUAACUUGACAGUAUUUCGUUUGGAACAUUGUUUUGCUUCCCUGUUAAGGUUUACAGCAAUACCUAAAUAAUUUGGUUGAUUUUUUUCACAUUCAAUUGACAUUUAAUGACAUUUUUUUUAUAACUUUUAUGUCAAACUUGUGUCAAUGUGUUGGGAUUGUGUACUGAACAAAAUGUGGUCUAAAUAAAGAUAUUACUGUUGUUAUCUCAUUUUUUAAACUCAUUCUAGAAUGCAGAUGAUGUAUAAAGGCUGGGGGAGGUGCACCAGCUUUCUUCACACCAAAAUGAUCAAGUUUCAAGUGAUUCUUAGAAUAGUGAUACUAAAGAAGCGCGCCCUUCCGCCCGCCACCCGCCGGCCAUCUCCGCCCGCAAUGGAACUAGCGGGGGACUAAUAUGUGUAUGAUGACAGUGCAGUGUAAUAGUGAAGUGUAGUGUUCACGCGGCUCGUUGUGGUGAAGUGCGGUGUUACAUAAGGGCAGUAAUGGUGUGUGGCGGGAGUGGGCCGUGAGGGCCGGCGGCGGCGUCGGCGGCAUCCGGCGGUGCGCGCCGUGUCAUGGCCCCGGCGCUCCCGCUGGCGCCCCGAGACGAGCCCGAGGCGCUGCUCUCGCACCGGCGACGGGCGCUCGUGUCCGUCGACAACCGCUCCACACCCAUGGACGAGGACGACAUGGGGCUCCCGAACCAGCCCAGUCUGGCGAAGGACUCGCAGGAGAUGGAGCAGAUCCUUGUCGACCUCGGUGGAGGAGAAAUCGGACAUCCAGAUCUGCUGCAGGCUCUCAAAACGCUAGAGACGGCUGGGGACGCGCUCUCCACCGGCGAUCCAGAUGCGAUAUUUCAAUUUUCAGGCCUCGAUUUGGCCGACGGAGUGGAUUCUGAGGGUGACCAGGUAGAGGAAAAGAUAAAACUGACACAAGCUCGCCUGGAGCGACGGUGCGCGUUUCUUCAGAGACGGUUAAGGAUAUUGCAGUUGAGAUCUAUUGGCAAAAGGAUAUCUGAAGAAGUAGUGCAGACAUUUGAGAAGGCCACUCGUGGGGCUCGUAAAGACGGCGGUGGACGCCCUAUGGGAUUAAAAGCGUUCUUAAAAAGAGUAGAGACAACAGCAGCAUUACAAGCAAGUGCAGCAUCUAGAUCGUCGGUCGGCCCUAAACAUUACAAUGCUGGUACAUCCAGAGGAGAUGCAGCACGGUCCGCGUCUGUGGGCAUACCGUCAGGCGCGCUCACUGGCCUACAGGACACAGCCGGUGCACUGCAGAAACAUCUGACAGUUGUGAAACGUCAACUGGACUCUGACGCUACACUGUCCUCUUCAGGGGCGGAGAGUAACGAUGAAACUGUCACAUACAACAACCCACAUCAGGAGCACAUGCCAAUUGAGAAGCGCGCGCUGUGGACGUGGCAGCGAGCGCGCGCCUCCAUCGCCUCGCGCUGGUGCUGGCUGCAGGCGCAGGUGCAGGAGCUCGAGUACAAGAUCCGGCAGCACAACGACCUGCACCGACAGGUGCGUGAAGCCAAAGGUCCGGUGGAGUUCGAGGGUGAGCCGGUGGGCUACGAGGGUUCGCUGCCGGGCGCCGCGCCCCCCGCGCCGCCCGCCGCCGACACGUGCGCGCGCGUGCGGCCGCUGCGCAGGGAGACCUUCAAGAAGCGGAAACUACUGCAGAUGCAUAACCUGCACAUCGCUACACAAAAGGCAGCGAAACCUUCGGAUAUCGACUGUCGUUGCCAGCUGGGCGUGGAGUCGUGCGCGGUGUGCACGGGGCGCGGCGCGCGCGCGGCCGCCGGGCUCGGCGCCGCACCAGCGCCCCUGCCGCCGCCGCAGGAGCGCGCGCUCCUCGACCCCGGCUACCACCCCGUGCUCAGCGACGUGCACGACGUGUCGCCGGCGGUGCACAUGUCGCUGAUGCCGCCGCGGUCGUGGCUACACGCGCGUGCGCACAAAGCGUUCCGCGGCGCGCACCACGCAACCGCGCCGCGCGCCCCGCAACACACCGCGCAACACAACGACCAACAAAACCACACGCCCACCACGCCGCGCUCCAAGCGACAUCCCACCAGAUUGAAAAGAGGGCGUCCGCCGUUAUCAAGGAAAAUUAAAGACAGAGAAAGGGAUGAGGAAACUACAUCAGGACAUGAUAGGUCGCGAGGGCGGUCUAGCACGGAGACGCGCUACCGCCGUCAGUCGUACGACAUCGACAACAUUGUGAUACCGCAGAGCGUGGCUGCCAACACGCGACCGCAGAUACUCACAUACAAGGAGAUUAUCACGCCCAAAUGGCGAGUACUAGAAUUACCUGACACGCCGUUGAACAAUGGUGUUUCGAAAACUUGUACACGAUUAUCGGUAGAGAGUGAGGAGGAGGAUGUAUCAGACCAGGCAGUGGCCGCGCGGCACACUCGAGCCGAACGCAGCGAGCGGACACGCUUCGCGCAGAACCACCGCGAACUGCUACGCGAACAGCAACGCGAGCAGCGCCGGGAAAUGCAACGCGAGCUAGAGCUACAACAGGCACAGGAGCGACAACUGCAACAAGUACGCGAACUUCCAAGGGAAACGGAGACCGAGCGACCUGAGACAGUGAGACCGUACACGCCGCGCCAGUUCCCGCUGCCGGACGAGAUGUAUGAGGACAUGGUGGCUGCCAUGCCGGACGGAUACCACCGACACAGCCCGCCGCCCUCCCCGCCGCACGAGGAGGAAGUCGACCGCUCCAGCACCAUGUCGCCGCUCUCUCCCACGCCAUUCGAUGGCGAUGACCCCGACGAUCAGGAGUGGGACCCCAGCAGUGAGAAGGCUGAGAGGCGGAAAAGUGCUUUCAGAUAAAUAUAUGCGUGAGUGUUUUGGUUAACGCUUAUAUCUACAUUCAGAGAUCCAUGUUAGUAUGAAAUCGCACGAAGGGAAUAUACUGCGGCGAAAGGAUUGCUACAUGAUGUCAAAUAUUGUUAUAUGAAAUCGUAUACAUCGCACUACGAAGCAGCGGAGUGGUGUGAUCCAAACCUUGUAUUCAAUAAAGUAGCGCGCGGCAAGUCGCGCGGCUACGAUGCAUUCAGAGGCCGACAAGUACAGGCUUACUACUUAGAAUGUACGUAUUAUGAAUGACAUUGUCGCAUUUUUUAAACUAUAUUACUAGUGAAGCAUAACUUAUUUCGGUUUGACGAUGUGCAGCGCCACUCUUAAAUGUGUACAAAUGUAGAUGAAACACGUUGCGCUAAGCUAACCGUAUUUUUUUAAAUUUUGUCAUGCACAUGAUAUCCCAAAUGUGAAUUUUGGGCAUGUUUUAGAGCUAUCAAUGUUUAUUUUAAAUUCAUUAUGAAAAUAAAUAAUUUUGGCGCAUAAGUUUUGUGCGUAUUAUUGAUUAUAAGGAUUUCAUAAAAUAUACUUAAUAUAGAAUAAAGGGACAUUGUGACAAAUGUCUUAAUAAUUGUAUGCAGUACCAUGUAAUGUGGAUAAGCAUGUAGCAUUCACUAAUAUGUUGAACGUAUAUUUAAAUAUUGAUAUUAAUAUUAGCAUGAUACAAAUUUCACAUAAAAUAUGGUAAUUUAUUGUAUAUCCUAGCUGUGACAUGAUUAUUAUGUAUCUAAAUAAUCUGUGUUUAUUGAUGUGUUCCCAAACAACAUGUUUAUGUACUUGAUGCCUAAGAAGAUUUGGCCACAACAUAAUAUUGUGUUCUGCUGUAAAGACAAGGAUAGAUUGUAUUUGUGUCCUAUCCUUUCAUGUGUUCGACAAUACAUAUAUUUAAUUUUCGUGAUAUAUCAUGAAAUUAUUGUUUUUGCAAAUAUCCAUUUCAGAAUUUAUAAGGAGUUUAUUGAAGACAUUUAUUUAACAGAUCUCUUUUUAUCUCUGUUUUACAGUAAAUUAUACUAUUUUAGAUUUAAAUAUAGCAAUGUCUAUUCUUAAGUCUUCAUACACAAAAACUAGCUGAUCAGCCUGUGAUGGCUUUUAUUAUAAAAAAAACUAUGUAAUGUGAUGGAGACUAAUAUCAACUGUCAAAAAAAAAUGUCAGGCAACUGGUGGUGAAAACCAUUAAACCUAGGUUAUUAGCUUGGAGAACCUAGGCAGAAAACAGAAUGGACCCUAAUGAAACAGGCUCCAAAGCGGUCUCUGUAUACAAAUAAUAUAUAAGAGUACAUUUAGUUUACUAUUUGUAAAUUGACAAUUAAUUAUAAAUGAAUUUGUAUUUAAGUUUGGUUGCAGUUUUAAAGUGUUGUUUUUUUUACAGUCCAAAACUUUAAAGCUUUAUCACUAGUGAUACAGAUGUGGAAUGUUGUAUAAAGUGUACAGUUAGCAUGUUCUAAGCAUAUUUUAUCUUUUUCUCAAGGGCACCAGUUAGUACAAUUUGUUUACUGACUGCCAAUAUGUAUAAAUCCUAAGCCACUCUAAUGUUUAUUCAUAAUUCGUUUUUUCUCAUCCAGAGUUAGUACAGGUCUUGUGACUACAAUAAAUAUAUAUAAAAACAGACAAGCCUAUAAAAACGUUAAAAAUAAUAUAAAAAGUGAUUUAAAACAAAUUAGGUUUUAGGUUAGAAGUAAAAGAAGAAAGUGAAUUAUUUGUUAACUGUUUAAAUCGGGAUGAGGAAAAAUGUAUUAUAAUAUGAAUCACAGACAAGUGUUUUGUGAGUGUAGUAUUAAAUGGCAUUUUUAUGAUGUGCAUGAGUGACUUAGCCACCAGAUUGUGUUGUGCAAACUACUACACUCACAAACAGCUAGUUACAAUCAUAUUUCUAUUCUUCUACUGAUUGUUUGUCAUUGUUACAUUCCUUGAAGUGAAUUGUGAAUAUCUUUAAUAUAUAAAUACAGGCCGACAUGCAUGUGGUCAUUUUGUGAAAUAAAUAAAACGAGUGCGUAUUUUUCUCAGUGGUGUAUGUGAAUUUAAUUCUAAGUAUUAUAUAAUUCGUUUUAUGCCAACAUUAAAAAAGAAACCUUCAAUAUUAAACACAAAUUUCCAGUUUAUUAUAAUAUAUGUAGUAAGUUAUGAUUUAAACCCCAAAGUAUAUGACCUAGAGUCUACUUGAGAAUAUAUAUUACUUUCUAAUAUUAGAGUGGACACCUGAAAGAAUAAAUUAAAACUCAUUGUUUUGGUAUAGAUAAAAUUUCGUUUUUAUUUCCUAUGUGUGUGUUUCAACUUGCGAGUGUUGGAUACGUCAUGUUAGGUUAGAUUGAAAGUAAGAAUGCCCUGUUGUCGCAAAGCGUGUGUAAAUAUUGAAAAAACAAUGGGCACUGAAUAGUAACUAAUGGACUGGCUAUAAAAAUAAUUUAAUUGAAUCUCUGUAAGAGUUCUGUUGUAAUCCACAUGUAAAAUUGUUUUCACCCACAUUUUCAUAUAAGGUAAGACAUGUUAAUUUUAGGAGAGCAAUUUGAUGCUACGCUUUAUUAUUGGCAACUAUGUUUCUGUUCCAAGCCCACAGCUAGUCCCUGGACUCAUAAGCAAAAUUGAUUAUGGCACUACUUCUAAUUUAGGUGUUACACCAUUACCGGUAUGGGAAUACCUAGCCCAUUUGCAACCAUAAAAAUGCUAUUGUUCUAUUUUUAUAAUACCUUUGUAUGCUGAACUAUAUUGCUUAUUGAUUUGUAUAGUAGCUAAGAAUUUUUCAAUAUUGGUGAUAUGAUGUAACUUGAAAAUUGCCAUAAAAUAUCAUUGUUCCUUGGUUCUGUUGAGUUCAAGCAUUCACUAGUUAUUUUGUAAAUUACAACUAUCGUCAUGCAAAUGAAGUAAUUUUAUUGUUUCUAUUUUCAAGAAGCCAAAGCCUUCUUAUUUUGUUAGUGAUACAUAGGUAUAGUUUAGAUUUUUUAAGGUGACGACUUGAUUUUAUAUAGAAAGGCUUGUAAUGUCUGUAUCAUAGUAAAAUAAAAAAAUGACGACUCAAAAA